This is a messenger RNA of Asterias rubens (European starfish), 1419 nucleotides long. Its product is annotated as inactive hydroxysteroid dehydrogenase-like protein 1. The record is from RefSeq and is a predicted model, not a curated record. Lineage: Eukaryota; Metazoa; Echinodermata; Asteroidea; Forcipulatida; Asteriidae. The transcript is spliced from 7 exons. Bases 1 to 1026 code for a protein of 341 amino acids.
AUGGCAGCCGCCGUUGACAGCGUGAAUUUCCUCGUCGCAGAAAUUUCAAAAUCUGUUGAGACCUAUCAAGAAGCAUUGACGAUUCUUGGAGCUUAUUUCGUUUGCCAGAAGGCUGUGAAGACGUUGGUCCACUUCUGCGAGGUCACGAGGGUGCAUUUCUUGCCUCGUCUGCCGCUGAGAAAGAGGGAUUUGGUCGCCGAAUUCGGAAAAUGGGCAGUUGUCACAGGUUCAACGGAUGGAAUCGGGAAAGCGUAUGCACAGGAACUCGCUAGCCAUGGAGUCAACAUCAUCCUCAUCAGUCGCUCACAAGACAAACUCAGGAGAGUCGCCAAAGAUAUCGAGACUAACUUCAAGGUCUUGACGAAGAUAAUCCAAGCCGACUUCAGCCAGGGAAGCGAUAUCUAUCCAGAUAUUGAACGGCAACUACAGGGUCUACAGGUAGGCAUUCUGGUGAACAAUGUCGGAGCUAUGGAUAUACCACAGUACUUUCUCAACAUGAAAUCGGAUCGGCUUUGGCAGCUCAUCAACAUCAACAUCGGAGCAGCUACUCUGAUGACCAAAAUAAUCUUGCCCCAAAUGGUGGAUAGAAAACGUGGAGUGGUUGUCAAUAUAUCCGCAGCUGCAUCAAUACAUCCAAACCCACAGUUGGCUGUUUAUCAUGCAUGCAAGUCUUACAUGGAUUUCUUCACCAGGGCCCUGCAAUACGAAUACAAAUCCAAAGGAGUAAUCUUUCAGAGUCUCAUGCCGUCUUAUGUCGCGACUAAGAUGACCGACUUUAAAGAUGGCCCUCAUCAGUCCAGCCUCAUGAUUCCGUCAGCGUGUCUGUACGCAAGGCACGCCGUGUCGACGCUGGGCAGGUCGACGCAAACCACAGGGUAUUGGCCUCAUACCUUGUUGAUGUGGUUUAUGUACCAGAUACCAGAAAACCUCUGGAUGUGGAGUGUCAGCAUUAUAAACAGCGCCCUCAGGAGGCAGGUUAUGAACAAGCGCCGCCGGCGCGCCUCCAGAGUGCAAACACCAUCGUAGCGAUACAGCAAUCAUUCAGAAAUCGGAACAAAGUUUAGGAUUGAAAUGUUUAUCUUUGAGAUAGUUAUCUUAUUACGGGAAAGCUCCAUUAAUUGACGAAAGAGGCCAGAAUACUACAUCCUUUUUCGUCUGGCAACUCACACCUGUUUUCUCCAUGCAAUUCCUUUUCCAAACAAUGGACUGUAUUGGUCAUGCACAAACAAGUAGGGCUGCUGACCUGCCUAAGGCAUAUUAACGGAUCAUCCAUGUAAUGCAGAGGUAAAAUACAGCCACUCAUUGAAAAGGAUGCAUAUAGACCAUUUUUGAACCUUGUAUAUUCUUUGGGUAUUCUGGCAGGCAAGAUACUGCACUGGUCCUAUAGGAAAGUUGACAUUUUGUGUCAUAAUUUCCACA